AUGGAGAAGCCACAUCAUGGAGGAGGAGUGCGUGGUGUAGCUGAUGCAGCUGCAGUCAGUAUUGAUGGAUAUCUGCGAAAUGCGUCAAAGCGGGUUCGUGUGCCGAGUGCCUCAGGUGGAAGAGGGACGCGCCGUAAACUGGCAAUGGUGACGGCAGCACAUGUGGAACAACCUUCACAAGAAGCAGUUUAUGUGGAUGCCGUAAAGGUGGAUGAUGAAUGGGAUGAAGUGGUGCUCCCAAAUGCUCUUAUUCCAGUAGUAAAGAAGGAUGAAGAAAAGGCAAAGAAAGAAGAAGAAUCUGCUCCAGUGAAGACAGAUGUUAGUUUACCACCUCCGAUGGAGGGUACUAUUAAAGCGGAGGCGAUACCAGCUGAUGAUGAUAGUAAUGAUGAUGAUGAUGAUCAUGCGGCACAAUCAAUGAUGGAAGGUACUAGACCACCAUUGGCAGACACACCGUUGCGACGAUGGGGACAACGUGAUCCGGCAUAUGAGCGAAUGCUCGAACAACAACAAUUGCUUGCCGCCCAAAGACGUUCAGAACGUAUUAGACAUGCUGCAGAAGGAAUGUCUGCUCUUAUUCUUGCUUUGCAACGGGCUAAAAUGAUUGUGAAAGAGUCUAAACACCCAAAAUUGGUGCGAGCUCUAUUGCAUUUGCGAAUUAAUAAAGAUAAUGUUGAAAAAGUUUACCCUUUGUUAGAUGCGGUACGAGAGGCAAAAAAAAAUUAUGAACUUGCUCUUAAUCCUGUAGCGAAAAAACCUACAUUAUCCCCUUGUUGGGUUACUACAUAUAAAGAUACAGUUAAUAAUCAUACUUCCGCUUCUAUUAUGUCUAUUUUAAAUGGUAUCAAAUCGGUGUUUUUUCUGAAUGAUUCAGUCAAUGCUGACAUUUUGUCUAAUUGGGCUGCUUCUAUUGAACUUGGAUAUUUUUACAAACUAUUAUUAAACUUAAGUUUAUCUCCGGAUUCAUCUAAUCCUAAAAUUACAGUCCCUCAUUCAUUAUAUAUGUGCAUUAUAUUUAUUGCACUUUCCACAGUUUCAGGUUUAUCAUGUCGAUUAGUUAUGUCAGUGAGAAAGAAUCGUGAGGGACAAGUUACAAGUGUAGCUAACAAUAAUAGUGGAGAAAAUGGUAACAGUAAUGAAAAAACAAAAGAAAUAAUGAUGAUAUUUCUACCACAUAAAAAGAGAAGAGAAAAUUCUUCUUCUGUUGAAACAGAACCUCGCUCACGGAAAUUACCAUCUUCGUGUUUUUGGGUAGAGGUUUGGUGUCCACAACGUGAAUGUUUUAUCUCUGUUAAUCCAUGUGAAGGUUGUACAACAUUAUGGGGUUCACCAUAUACUUUUUCUAUUGGAGGGGAUGUUAUAAUGGAUGUAACUCCACGUUAUUCUGUUAAGUACAGUACUGCAUUUUCUCAUCGAUGGGGUCGUUGUGAUCAAUUUCGUUUUUUUUGGAAAAAUUUAAAAUGGGAUGAUAAUCGAGAAGCUUCUGAAGUUGUUCUAGAUUCAUUCCGUAAGAAUAUAUCGAAAAAAACAGAAGAACAAUUAAUGAGAGAACGUAAACAACUUCAUUCUCUUAUGUAUGCAGAAGAAAUACCAAAAACCCUUACAUCACUUCAACGACAUCCAUUAUUUGUUCUUGAAAAUGAAAUUGCUCGAUAUGAGGGAAUACACCCUAAGGACAAUACUACUAUAGUUGGUAGUGUAAAGGGUCAUACCGUAUAUAAACGAUCUGCAAUUGUAAAUCUUAGAAGUAGGGAUGGUUGGUUACGAGUUGGACGAUGUUUAAUUAAUGAAGAAGAAACACCAUAUAAAGUAGUCCCACCUCCAGCUUCUCGUCCGUUUUCAUCACCCUCUGCUUUCUUCGGUGUUUGGCAAACGAAACCAUUUGAACCGUUACCUCUUCGAAGUGAUGGAACACUUCCAUUACAUGGUAGAACACAUUGGUAUAUUGUUUUGGACAAACCAAUACCACCGGGUUUAGUACAUAUUCGAGAGCCGAACAUUGCUCGUGUUGCAAGACGUGUAGGAGUUGAGUUUGGACUUGCUGUAAUGGGGUUUAGGCGGCGUCGUUUGAGUGAGCGCCGCUUUGCUCCAUGGGAAACUCUGAUUGAUGGUAUAGUUGUAAAGGAAACAGAUUCUGUUAAUAUUCUGCAUGCUUAUAAUGAUUGGAAGCAAUUGACAGAGGAACAAGAAGCUGCAAAACGACGACAACGGUCAAAUUGUUGGUGGAUGCAUUUUGCCCAACGUUUGUUGGCUACACAACGUGUUCGCGAACAGUACUUGGAAGGUGCAAUGCAUGGUGCUUUUCCAACCCGCUAA
Trypanosoma theileri is the source of this 2316-nucleotide messenger RNA. RefSeq names its product putative DNA-repair protein. Gene Ontology annotation, cellular component: nucleus; nucleotide-excision repair factor 2 complex; cytoplasm. Gene Ontology annotation, molecular function: single-stranded DNA binding; damaged DNA binding. The record is from RefSeq and is a predicted model, not a curated record. Lineage: Eukaryota; Euglenozoa; Kinetoplastea; Trypanosomatida; Trypanosomatidae. Bases 1 to 2316 code for a protein of 771 amino acids. The transcript has a single exon. Gene Ontology annotation, biological process: nucleotide-excision repair; mismatch repair.